GUUAUCUCCUGGAAACCUUCCCAGGUCCCGUCGAGCAGCAGCGAUGGGCAAUUGUUGCUCCGACGUUACCGACGACAAGGCCGCCGUCGGCGGCUCUCCAUAUAAUCCCGAUGCUCCCGGUCCUAAUGAUGCCGUAGAUGUUUUUCUCAAAUCUCGUGGUUACCAUGGCCUCUUUUCUCAGAUCGAGCUGUCUUUGUCUGCUUCAAACUUGCGUGACAUGGAUAUGUUUUCCAAGAGUGAUCCCAUGGCAGUUAUUUAUACAAAAGGAAAUGAUGGCUCAUUACAAGAGAUUGGUCGUACAGAAAUUGUUCUAAAUUCAUUAAAUCCACAGUGGAUCACAAAACACACUGUUACUUAUCAUUUUGAAAUGGUUCAAAUGCUGUUGUUCAGGGUAUAUGAUGUUGAUAGGAAACUCCAUGGCCCACAAGUAAAGACACUUAAGUUGGAUGAACAACAAUUCCUGGGAGAGGCUACUUGUACAUUAUCUGAGAUAGUCACCAAACCAAAUUGGUUGUUGACCAUGGAUCUUGUGGAUGUAAUAGAGUCAACCAACACCACACGUCCAAAAAACAAAGGGAAGCUCAAUGUUCAUGCAGAAGAAGUUUUUGUGUCCAAGACUACAACUGAGUUAACAUUUAGGUGCUCAGAUUUAAAGAAUAUGGAUUUCUUCUCCAAAAGUGAUUCCUUUUUAGUAAUUUCAAAACGUGUGGAGGGUGGGACUACUAUUCCAGUUUACAAAACAGAAGUUCUGAAAAAUAAUUUAAAUCCAAUUUGGAAACCAUUUCUUUUGUACACUUCACAAGUGGGUAGCAAGGACACUCCACUGACUAUUGAGUGCUUCAACUAUAAUAGUAACGGAAAUCACAAUCCACUUGGCAAAGUCCAGAAGUCGCUUGCUGAGUUAGAAAAAUUAUCUUCUAGUGGUCAGGGAGUGCAUAUGUUUCCAUCACUUGAUAAAGACAAUCAGAAAAAGAUACUGAAAAGUCAACUCUUUGUGGAUAAGUUUUCUGAAAGGGUCCAGCAUACCUUCCUUGAUUACUUGGCUGGUGGCUGUGAAUUGAACUUCAUGGUGGCUGUAGAUUUUACAAAUUCUAAUGGAAAUCCACGUCAGCCAGAUUCUUUGCAUUAUAUAGACCAUUCUGGACGUCCAAAUGCAUACCAAAAAGCAAUACUUGAAGUUGGUGAAGUACUUCACUUUUAUGAUUAUGACAAGAAAUUUCCUUUAUGGGGUUUUGGAGCUCGCCCUUUUGAUGGCCCAGUCUCUCAUUGCUUCAACCUAAACGGAAGCAGUGUCAACUCAGAGGUUGAAGGGAUUGAAGGUAUCAUGACAGCAUAUAGACAGGCUCUUUUUAAUGUUUCACUAGCGGGCCCCACCAUAUUUGGACCUGUGAUAAAGGCUGCAGGACUGAGAGCCGGGCAGGCUUUGGCAGCUAAUGAGAAGAAGUAUUUUGUUCUAUUAAUCAUCACGGAUGGAGUGAUAUCAGAUCUCCAAGAAACAAAGGAUGCUCUUGUAAAGGCGUCAGAUCUUCCAUUGUCCAUCCUAAUCAUUGGGGUUGGUGGAGCUGAUUUCAAUGAGAUGGAGAUUUUAGAUGCAGAUAAAGGUGAAAGUCUCCAAAGCUCAACAGGCCGGCUUGCAUCUCGUGAUAUAGUUCAAUUUGUUCCUUUCAGGGAUGUUAUACAAGGUGGAGAAGUGUCUGUUGCUCAAUCCCUUUUAGCAGAAUUACCCUCACAAUUCUUAACCUACAUGAGAAACCCUCCAGGAAGUCGACACCCCUCCAUCAUCGACACCCACUCCGGCGCCAUCCUUACCAUCGCCCGUAAAACAACCACCACUGUAGCCCCUGAAACCACCACCAUCGCGUGCCUAAAACAACCACCACCGAUCUGCGUUUUUUUUGUUGCUAUGAACAUCCCUGAAACAAUCGAUCCUGAAAAAAUGAAAUCAGAGGAAUCCAUCAAUGGUGGUGGCGGCUCCCCCUCCAUAAAUGAAUCCCCAAACCAAAAUCAGAAGAAACACCAAAUCAAAUUGAUGCAGAAUCAGACGAACAUCAAAUGA
Molecule: messenger RNA, 2056 nt
Organism: Lactuca virosa
Lineage: Eukaryota; Viridiplantae; Streptophyta; Magnoliopsida; Asterales; Asteraceae
Source: the annotation of a GenBank genome assembly